Molecule: messenger RNA, 945 nt
Organism: Symbiodinium necroappetens
Lineage: Eukaryota; Dinophyceae; Suessiales; Symbiodiniaceae
Source: the annotation of a GenBank genome assembly
AUGAGGAACGGUGCCACCAUGCCGCCGUUUGCGGUCUGGUGCCUCGCCCUAGUGACCGUGCUUUUGCCUGAAGCUUCAGGAGAUGCACGGGAGGCACAUCACCGACCCCAAAUGCGGCGUGAGCCACUUCAGCACAGCAUGGCACCAGAGCCUGGCGAGGCCGAGCUGAGCCGGCCCCCGAAGAAGCCCACGCAGCCUUGUAGCUACCCACCAGAUCUCCCACUCAUUCUGGCACUGGGCACUCUGACCAGCGGCGCUGGCCUCAUAGGCACCAAGGCCCAAGACCUCCCUUGUGCAGUCGAGGUGCCUCGAAGCGCCUCCGUGGGAAGUCGUGGUGACAUCUUCGUGCAGGACGAGGACGAUGACGGCGUGUGCAAGAGUCUUUGCCAUGCCGUCGAUGCCCCUUGGCAGAUCAAGUUGAGCAGUGCCAGCAGAGUCAGAGUGAGUGCAAGCUCGGCCUUCUAUGAGACCCUGGACGAUGGCAGCCGGAGGCCGUGCUCACUGCAAGCUGCCGGGGCGUCUCUCUCGGACCCGGAGGCUCAAAACUGUGGAGUAGACUCCAAGCAAAUCUGCCACAAAGGCAGUCCACUGUGCCAGGAGGAUGCUCCUUCUUCUCACGGCCCGUUGGAAGAAAUUUGCAACCUCUGCUCUGGCGGCGGCGAAUUUUUGCCAGAGGCGACUGCCUUCAUGGAGGAUGGUAAGCCUUUCUCUUGCCAAUUUGCGCUGGAUCAGAUUCGGGCGGGUGGAUCCAGACUGACAUGCCAAGAGGCAGCAGAAGAGUAUGCCGACUGCUGUGCACGCAGCGGGAACGACGGCAAAUCUGGACCUUCGGACCGGACAGACAACUGGAGCUGCGAAUUGUGCGCAGGAUUCGGAGACCUGAAUAGUGUCUUGACUGUUGAGAUGACGGUGCACAGGCUGCACAGGUCAGUGCUGUUGGAUUAG